Messenger RNA from Amoebophrya sp. A120, 992 nucleotides. NCBI's taxonomy places the organism in Eukaryota, Dinophyceae, Syndiniales, Amoebophryaceae. The record is from the annotation of a GenBank genome assembly.
AUGAGCUGCCAGCUGCAUUUGCUCAUGAAGGACGAUGAUUUUUUACUAGGGCCUGAGACUGCGGCCACAGCUUCAACGACCUCGACCGCACUGAGGCACCUGUCAGCAGCGAAAUUCCGCCAAGGCGGGCCCUGCGACCACUUUGUCGGGACACAGGCGGGGCGGUUUUGGGCGGGCCGCAGUGACGUCACCGCUACGCGCUGGAGCGGCGGCGGACGGGUCGUCUGCACGGAGCAGCCGAAUCUCGGUCGCGAGAUGGCGUCCUUUGCAAAUUACACGUACGAAAAGUACGACGAGAUCCAGGCACUGUACCCUCUGCAGACUUCACCUUCGGAGCAAUUGGGACCAAGCGCUAUCACCGUGGACGAAGAGCAAGAAGUUGCUCGUAACAGAUCUGCAAGCGCGUCGCCUUAUCUCCGUCUGCAUUACCUGCCGUUUCCCUGUUUCAACCACCACAAGGAGCGAAUUAACACAAUUCGGAACGCCUUUCGCCAGGAUCCGCUCUCGGUGGGGAAGUCGCGGGCCUACUUCAAUCACUACAAUUUUCCGUCGGCGCAUUGGGAACCUGUUGGGUAUUUGGCCGAUGCAGGCUCCUUUUCCAUCGCGGAGUACAACGGACAUAAGAUGGCCCGGGCCCGGUUUCGUCCCCCGGUGUCGCCGAACGGUACGAUCGUGGAUCCGAUGCCGAUGAACUUGCGCUCCUGGUACGAAUCGUGGAUCCGGGAGCCGGCCUGGGAAGAGGUCGGGACCUACUUCUCGGGAAUGAACGGCGCCCAGUCCACCACGAGCGUCCUCCUGCUGCAGAGGAAGAAGGAACUCUACCGGGAGGUGGGCCAGGAAUGCUCGGCCGGUGAUAGCUUCGGAAGCGAGUGCGCCCACGUUGUCGAGCGACUCAUGCCCGUCAUAUUCGGUUACGGGGCGGACAAUAAGGCGACGGAGUACAACGAUACGACAAGUUUGGAAAAUGAGCUCCCAAAUAUUAAAAUCAGUGC